CUUCCGUAAUUCCGGGAUAUGUUAAUCAACUUACGGAAGUAAACAAUUCAUUCUAGUACUUGUCCCAUGGAAUACAAUAUUUUUCCGAAAACGUAGAUUACUUUUGUGCUUGUAAGAUAGAAUACAACAUAUUACUUUUGUAAAUGAGAUGAUGUUUCAAACAAUAACGUCUUGAAGAGAGACUAUGAUUAACAAUAUGAAUACCAACGAGGGACCAAAUUGUGAAAUUGUUGUCCAAAAUUUAUCAAAUAAAAUAAAAAAGAAAGGAAAAGAUCAACAGAAGCUGUAUACACUCUCCAUCAUUACAAUUAUGGUGUCCGUUGUUACGAUCGUGGUCUCCUUCCCAAAUGUUCUGGUGGGAACUCUGAUUAUGACAUUUAGAGGGAAUGUAAAACUUCCUCACUCACCCACCGGUACAAUAUGGUCUGGAGCACUGGUACUCGUAUGUGGCAUACAAUGCCUUUUGCUGUCCUGGAUGGGCAUUGGUUACAUUGAAAUGUCUUCCCCUUUUUCUUUAAGUCAGGUAAGUCACACUUUAAUGGAGUUUAAUGUGAUGUGUGAUGUCAUGCAUCUGCUAUAA
This is a messenger RNA of Saccostrea cuccullata (small rock oyster), 580 nucleotides long. RefSeq lists its product as uncharacterized. The transcript has 3 exons. Lineage: Eukaryota; Metazoa; Mollusca; Bivalvia; Ostreida; Ostreidae. Bases 185 to 580 code for a protein of 131 amino acids. The record is from RefSeq and is a predicted model, not a curated record.